AUGUGGAAGUACAGCUUCAUCCAUUCUUAUCAAGUCAGCUUGGACAAUCCCGAAACCGCCGAGCUCCUGUGCGGCCUCGACGGCACGGCCAUCACUCUCGAUCCACCAUCCGAGCCGCCUCUCCACCUGCCCCGCCAGACCUGGGUGAUCGAUAAGACGCUCUCUGAACGGUCUGAAUGGAUGAUGCAGCAAGACGUUGACGAUGGCCUUGGACUUCCGUACGCAGCUGCUAAGUUUCUCUGCCACCCCAAAGGAAAUCCUAGCAAGAAAGCUUUUAUGCGGAUUUAUUUUCAAAUUCCAGUCAUUGGCACUCAAUAUCAGAGCCCUCAAAUUCGACAAAAGCAGGCUGCUAAGCCACAACCGCACGUUGAGUUGACGACCUUGAAAGUGCUCAAUAAAUAUGGAUGCAAUGUUGUCCCUGACCUCCUUGCUUACCAAGAGAGAGAGCAAGGCGAAGAUAGUAUCGUUCCGGAGGGCUAUAUCACUUAUUUGGUCUGGGACAAAGUUCCCAGGGAGUCUCUCAGGGAAGGAGAAUUCUGGGGGCUAGAAAUUGAGUCGCGCCGAGAGAUCCGCGAUAAAUUUUGUCAAGCCUUUCCAAAGCUGAAGAAGCACGGUUACCUACCGUGUAUGUCAACUAUGUCGAAGAUCAUCUAUGAAAGGCCACCGGGAAUAUGCAUUUCUCGGGGUUUUCACGCGCAGGCCGUACUGAUGCAAACGAAGAGUGGCAUGACAACAAAGAGUUCAAGUGGAUCAUUCGAUAUAUUCCCCGACAGCGACUCAGCAUCGGAAAGUGAAUCUGGACAGCACAAGUCUACCGAAAAGCAGCAAAAGCACAGAACACUAGGGCUCGCACGUGUGAACUCGUUACUCCUACCAGCAAAGCGGAGACCACGCCCCGCCAUCCGAAGAGAGACUGAAGAUUACGACAAAGAGAACGAUGUGGCAGGAUACACCACAGAUGGACAUCGCACUCCAGAUUUAACGCCAACAAGGCCGAUUGCCACACAGGCUCCCACAAGAAGCAGAGUGAAUUAUUUCGUUGCGACACAGCCCGUGAUUGACCGCCAAGAGGAACAAGAGGAGCCAGGAUUCAGCUUUGAAGAAGAAGAUAGCUCUGACUCACUAGACGGGUUCAUUGUCAGUGACAAUGAAGAGCUUAGCUCCUUUGAGACAUCGGAUUCCGAGACAGCCGACAUAGAAGCCGAACCUAGCCCGGUUCCAUCGCCUGUGAGGUCGCCAAGAAAAAGACUCAUGCGUGGAAGACGACCUAUAUCAGAAGCAGAAUCCAACACCACUGCAGAUGAGGAACCAUCAAUGGAAAUGACCAAGUUGGUGAAAGAGACGGACCGAUCAACUGAGAAACCAAAGGCAGUCAUCUCAACGCCUGAAUACUGCACACCGAAUCCUGCAACCAGUUCCAAAUCUUCAUCCCCUAUCCGUAGGGCAGGAAUACCUAAGCAUGUUGAUUCAUGCUCUCCACCUCAUUUCGGCCUGCACAACUCUAGCGACCUCAUCAAACACCUCGAGGAGCUUGACCUGAACAGUGACAAUGAGUCUACAACACAGACGCAGCCAGAACAGUGCAACUCAGAGUCAGAGGAUGAAUUACCAUCGAAGCCCUACCUAAGCCAUACAAAGCUACCACCUGUGACACCGUCACGAGCGAAGCCUCACCUUUCUCUCACUCGCUCUAUCAUAUCAAUUGACAGGUCGCCCGGCAUGGGUACUCCCACCACCAUCAAGGCCCAGAAAAAGGCCGAGGCAGCGCGGAAACGCGAGAUCCGAGCCCAAGUAGCCGAAUUCAACCAAAAGAAGAUCGGCUUUGCCGAAGAGUUCCUCCGGCACCUUGACAGUGCCUCCAAUGACCAGAUUACUCGCAUGACCGAGCAAACCGGCGGCAUCAAAAUCAUCUGGACAAAGAAUUUCCGAAACACCGCCGGCCGGGCAACCGUCCGUUCAGAAAGGUUCCUGAAAGGAGCAUCCGGCGUGGAAGACCCCGAGAAACGGCGUUAUUAUGCCACCAUUGAGCUCUCCGAGAAAGUCCUGGACAGCGAGGACAAGAUCCUCUGCACCAUGACACACGAAUACUGCCACCUCCUCGAUAUCAUGGUCACUGAAAACCGGACAAAGGGCACGGCGCAGCACGGCGCCAGCUUCAAGCAAUGGGGCGCCCGAUGUGUCCGCGCACUGGAAGGCCACCCUAUCUACGGGGGCCGGGUUGAGGUCACGACCAAACACACCUACGAGAUCAACCACAAAUACAUAUGGGCUUGUAAGGUCCAGGGCUGUGGGUUCACAGUCGGGCGACACUCGAAGAGCGUUGACCCCAAGCGUCACUUCUGCGGCCGUUGCCGGGGCGGUCUUGAGCAGAUCAAGCCGGUGCCGAGGGCUGUAGCGCCGAAGAGGCCUAUUGUUAAGGCGCCAGUUGAGGAGAAGGAUAUUGUGGUUAUUGAUCCUUGA
Penicillium roqueforti is the source of this 2460-nucleotide messenger RNA. RefSeq lists its product as uncharacterized. Lineage: Eukaryota; Fungi; Ascomycota; Eurotiomycetes; Eurotiales; Aspergillaceae. The coding region runs from base 1 to 2460 and encodes 819 amino acids. Gene Ontology annotation, cellular component: nucleus. The transcript is spliced from 6 exons. The record is from RefSeq and is a predicted model, not a curated record.